Messenger RNA from Macrobrachium nipponense, 4298 nucleotides. Its product is annotated as NBAS subunit of NRZ tethering complex-like. Gene Ontology annotation, cellular component: Dsl1/NZR complex. Lineage: Eukaryota; Metazoa; Arthropoda; Malacostraca; Decapoda; Palaemonidae. The record is from RefSeq and is a predicted model, not a curated record. Gene Ontology annotation, biological process: retrograde vesicle-mediated transport, Golgi to endoplasmic reticulum. The transcript is spliced from 8 exons. Gene Ontology annotation, molecular function: SNARE binding. The coding region runs from base 260 to 3871 and encodes 1203 amino acids.
AGAAGUAAGUGAUACAAGAGCAUUAGGAAGCAGUGACAGUGAGACAGCAGUGCAACCUCUCCUGGUUAAAGAACGGGUAGCAUUGGAAACUUUCUUUAGAGAUGACAGACAUUUUGCUGACACAGCCACUUACAAAGCAAAGAAAUAUACUGAAUGCCAUUCAGAUGAAGUGUUUAGGCUAGAAAGAGAUUUACAAGCAGGAAUUGCAGGAAGUGGAAAGAACCUUAAAGAUAUUCUAAUUCUGUUGACUGGAAAAACUAUGGAAGAAAAAGAAGUAUUACUAGCUCUUCUUAUCAACAAGUGGCUGGACAAAUAUAUAAAUAUUGUAGAUACAGAGUGUACUAUUCCUCUUCCAAAUUACUUUAUGGGCAAUCUUCAAAGUGGGCAUGAUUGUGUACAGCCAUUAGAUAAAUUAGCAUUUGAAAAAAAUAAUUCUUCUCCUCAUUCAUUAGUACACUACAAGUUCCCACUGAAAAUUUCUAAGACAGAAGUUUACAAUUGUCCUUUCUUGAAUUUUGAUUUUACAUUGUGUGAAAGCUUGAAUAGUUUUGAGGUAGGAGCAGCGUGCAAUCUUUUAAUGACAAUAGAAAACCAUGACAAGACUGGCAGUGUAAUUACAAGAUAUGAGUGGCCAGAGGAACUUGCCAAGGCAUCAGAAAAGAGAGGUGUCAAAUCUCUUUUGUUAUACAGUUGUCCUAUAUCUGUUCAAAAACCAGUUAUUUAUAGCUUUCCUGCUACAAGUUGGUAUUAUACAGUUAAUGAAUGCUGUUCUGAAUCUAUAGAAGUAUUUUGUAAUGAAACUACCUUACUUUUAGAGGAGCAGCUCAGCCCUAGCAAAUAUCAUGCAACAGCUCACUUUGAAGGCUCAUCAAUGAUUGCAAGUCAAACCAAGAGCAGUUUUCCUAAUGUUAGGGCUUUAAAUGUAUAUAGGCACCCAGUGAUCAUGAAAAGUCCCUUGAUUUAUAAUUUCCCAAAGAUACACUUUGAUUUGUUUAUUAGUGAAUGCUUAAAAAUGAGAAGUGGGGAAUUAGAAUGUGAGAGCUUCUUUGAGCUUGAAGAACUGUCUGCAUGUAAUAACCAUAUCACAAUUUCUUAUGAAAGGCCCAACAUAUGUGACAACAGUUGUGGUAGCUUUAGUAGCAGAGUUCAGUCCCUACCAACAUUCAGGCCUCCUGUGUCUAUAACCAAGCCAUUGGUCUUGAGCUACCCAUUGAAAAGCAGUGAGUUCAUUCAUAGUGAAUGUCUUGUAACAACUGAAGAUGGUUUGUACUUUGAGGGGGCAAUAUCAACUGAAUCUUCUGUGAUUUGUGAUGAACAAUUGGCUUCUGAAUAUGAUGUUCCAGAUUUGGAUGGUCUUGAAAUGUUUCAUUUUUCCAGGAUGGCUAAGUCUUUAUUAACAUAUAAAUGCCCUAUAUCAGUAAAAAAGCAGCAAGUGUACAAAUAUCCUUAUGUUAACUAUGAAUUGAUCCCUAUUGAAAAUUUCAUAGUGUUUGAAAAUAAUAUACCACAGGAAGUAUGCAUAAUUUUUGAAGAUCCUGGAUGCGCUCACAGUGCCAUAGCUGAUGCGUUUUCAACUUUGGAGUUCCCUGUAGUGAUAACAUAUUUGCCAACAUAUAAUUUCCCUGCAAUAAUCAAGAAACCAGAAAUACUAUGUUUUCCAGCUUAUAAUCUUAACUUUGUUUUUGAGGAAUGUGCUUUGAGGUUUGGGAAUCCUGAGCCUUUGUUCAUAGUACAUACUAAAAGUCCAGAUUUCUUAGAUAAUCAUAUGGCAUCCAGCUAUUCAAGAUCAUCCACAUUUGAGGAUCUCGGUGCAAAUAAACUUUUCUCCACACACAAGGCUUUAACAACCUUUGUAUCACCAGUGAAAAUAGAGAAGAGAGUUGUGUUAAAGUGCCCCUUAUUUAAAUAUGAAUUCAUUUUAUCAGAAGCCCUCUUAAACUUUGAACGAUGUAUACCUCACCAGAGUGUCACAUUAAUUGAGGAAAUACAUUUUUGUGAAGCUCCUGUUGGUUCAAGUUAUGAAAAACAAAACAUUGAAAGUCUACCACAGAGUCAUAGGAAGGUCCCAUAUAAUGUUAAAACAUUAAACACUUACAGAUGUCCUGUUCUAUUGCAUAAACCAGUGAUUAUUAACAAGCCUUGUGAAAUGGUCAUUUUAACUCCAUUGGAAAGUGCUGUUACAUUUGAAGAAGAUAUGAGAGCCAAUAUCUUGGUAGUACUACAUGAGUACAAUAUUUCUGAUACAUGCGUAUUGACAGAUAAUCCUGUCAUCCAUGAAUGCCCCACAGUAAACCCAGUGCAAUUAAUCUACUGUAGAGCAGACUUUGAAACAACAUGGUAUGUUGUAGAAUGUUCUCUAAUGACACAACCCCCUUUCCAUAUUGAAAUGGCAGUCGUGAAUGUAUCAUAUGAUUGCCCAGUCUUAGAAGCUAUAACAAUUUCUUAUGUUAAACCAUCAAUGCAUGAAAAUAUUUUGUCAUUUUGUAGUUUUCCUGUGGUACAUUUUGGGUCAUCAUUACCCAGAACUUCACUGCAAAGCAAAAGUUAUUUGGAUAGUAGUAGUAGAGAGAUGUCAAGUGAAAAUACUUCAACUUGUUGUGUGAAUGUGGACCAAACAUCGAGUAACAAAGAAGUGCCAGGAGUACCAGUAGAUGAAAAAGAUGGAAAUGUCAACCACGAAUCUAGAGCGGAAACUUUUAGAAGUAAAAAGUUUGCUCUGACGGGAAGUAGUCAAGGUCCAUUGCGAGAGUUGGCUUGUGGUGUUCUUCUGGAAGGUUCAGGACUUAGCAUUCUUCAGGAAAUCUUAAGUGUUUAUCCAGAGGACACAGCUACAACCCCUGAAGAUGUGAUGAUGGAUACUCUUCAUCUCUUAAUAUCUCACUGGAAAGGAGAAAAGAUUGAGAUAGAAGUAGAAGCAGAAGGGCGGGAUUUACUUGCUGUUCUGGAUCACAUAUUACAACAAAUAAAGGAUUAUCUAGAAAAUGGAGGAGAUCUAUUGUCAGAAGAAGAAGUUUUAGAUGAACUGAGAAACCUAUGCCAAGAGGAAUCUGUACCUUUGAAAACUAAAGUGGAUAUUCUAACAAUUUCAGAAAAGUAUCUCUCACUAAAUGAGGCAGACCUACAGCUUGUUCGUGUCAUGAAAACAGGUGAUGUUGUAGGAGCUGCAUGGCCAGAUGAUAUUAUUAGUGUGAAACCAGAACAUCUGGCUUCAGGAGCAGCUCGUGCAAGCUUACUUGACACACUGCUGACUCAUAUUAAUUCAAUACAGCAGACCCAGGCAAUAAUCAACCUACUUAAACUAUGGCCACCAUUUGGUCCAGAGGAAUAUGAAAAUGCUGUCACUAAUCCUUGGAUAUUGGUUCUGACCAAAACAAUGGAGGUUACCAGAGGUAAUCCUAUUGUUGGAUUAGAGGUUAUUUGGGAGUCAGCACAAGUUGCAGUAAAACAGAAUCAACUACCAAGAGAAUCAAUGACACUUCUUGUCAAGAAAUUGCAAGCUCUUGGCCGUUUAUCUUUAAGAUACAGUUCAAAAGUAGCACUGCUCUCUGAAGAUGAAAUCUUACAUGCCGAGGUUCUGAAAAAUAUAAAAGCUUUAGAUGAGGUUGUUGACUCGGAUUAUGAUGGAGAAUUACUGAAUAGCAUCAUUGAGAAAAAACUUUUAGCAUCAGUAGUAUCAACACCUCUGUACGGACCCCUCAUCAACCAUUUGAUUGAAUCAAGAAAUAGACAGUUGGUCAGCUUGGCUGUUAAGCAACUGCAGAUAGCCGAGUAUCACCAAGAAGCAGCAAGCUUAGCAUUCACACAAAAUUCAGUACCAAGGAUCCUGCAAAAUGUUACAUCAGUUCUCAAAACUUAUAAGAAAUGGCUGUGAUAACUUCAUUUUUACUUUUUUUUUUUGGUUUUAAAUGUAUGGUUAGAGACUUUAUUAACAACCUUAGAUUAAAUUUAUAUAUUUCUUAUUGUAUUGUGUCGUGGUGUAUUUCAUUUUUGGAAAUGUCAGAUACUAUUAAUCUAAAACAGCAAUGUUUUCAAGUAAAAAUAAAAUUCUGGCCUCUACAUCUUUGUUUUUUCUCAUUUUUAAGUUUUGGUGGGGAUAAAAUUAUCUUGAUAAUGUUGGGAAAUAAUAAUGUUACUAAUAAGAACACUGGAAACUAGAAUAACUUGAAAAAUAUACUUACUGGCUGUAUUUCCUUGUUGGGGUGUUAUGCAUAUAUAGAGUCUGUAUAACCUCAUAAAGUGCAUGUUUAGGAAAAUAAAAAAAAUGAAAAUUUUUAUAAUAAAAUUUAUUUCUUAAAUAA